AUGUUUCCAUAUUUAAGCACAGCGUACAAAAAUAGAUGCCCAAGAUACGACGACAUCAUCAGCAGAAGCCGCUCCCACUCCAUCGACAACUAUGCAUUCCAAGGCACCAAGUUGGACAUUUCCAAGGAGAUACUUGGAAAGUCAGUGUUCUCUCUUUCUAACACAGACAGAGGCGUGAGCAUGAACUAUUCUCUGAACAGCUUUUCAAAGCUUUUUUCUGUUUCUCUAUUCAGCGAUGGAUCUGUCCUUGGAAAACUAAGCACAAGCGACGGAGAGGGCCUCUCCCUUACUAUGAUGAAGGGAACAGGGCACAAAUACUUUGACAUUGGAUUUACAAAAUCAUGCAACUAUGGAUCGCUGAGUGUGAAAGCCAUAAACCCUGACCUAGAGUGUUCUAGCGCCACUUUUUCAAAAGAUAGAGUAAAGUCGGUGCUUAAGUCUCUCUACUCUCGAGUGGAUAAACAAUCAUUCAGUCUGCAGAACAUAUCUAAAAUUCCAAGCGCAUUCAUGCAGAUGAGCAGAGAUUCUAUCGAUGUAAAUUCCUACGCACACAGUGGACUGUCUAGUCUCCACAAAAAAUUCAAAGGAGGAAUGUUCUCGGUGAGUGGUGUGCUGCAAAUUACACCAAGUCUGCACUUGGGAAAUGAAACGGUCUUUUCGAUCUCCAGAGCAAAAGAAAAUUUGCCAAAAGAAAAUCUCAGCACAUUCUCUUCGCUCGUGGAGCAGUAUGCAAAGGAGGCAUCAUCUACCUGCAUUCUGAGCAAAGUAUUUAACACCUGGCGGUUUGUUGGAAUCUACCACACAGCAGGCCCUGCAGGACUUACAGUUGAAAAGACAGUAGAUGAAACAGUCUCUCUGCACACUGAAGUGUCCUUGGACUACAAAAGCAUCCUGGAAAAAACAAAGCCUCUUCUGAGCACAGUUUCCUGCGUAUUUGGUGCAACUAUCUCCAGUCCUUCUGUAAUCACUCGGGUAAGCGCAGGAAGCAACGGAGCAGCUACAGUGUCAUCUGAUAUAUCCGUGGACGAUGGAGCCACUUUGAAUCUGAGUGCCCAAGUCUCCACAAAUGGCCCUUUGCUGGGAAUUGGCUUUACCUUUGCUAGCUAA
Messenger RNA from Nematocida minor, 1107 nucleotides. RefSeq lists its product as uncharacterized. Bases 1 to 1107 code for a protein of 368 amino acids. The record is from RefSeq and is a predicted model, not a curated record. The transcript has a single exon. Lineage: Eukaryota; Fungi; Microsporidia.